Molecule: messenger RNA, 4051 nt
Organism: Capsella rubella
Lineage: Eukaryota; Viridiplantae; Streptophyta; Magnoliopsida; Brassicales; Brassicaceae
Product: FHA domain-containing protein PS1
Exons: 6
Coding region: 126-3872 (1248 amino acids)
Cellular component (GO): nuclear membrane
Molecular function (GO): protein binding
Source: RefSeq, a predicted model, not a curated record
GAGAGAGAUAUAUAGAGAGAGAAAGAGAGAACACUUCUAGAAUUCUUCAUUUCCUUCGUUUUCAAUUUUCGAAAUCUCUCUCAAUAGUCUCUCUUACUCGUUCGAUCUUACGAAGGUAUCUAUCCAUGGAGGUAAAGGAAGAGAAACUGAUGGAGGAGGAGCAACGAGUGGCGGAGAAGACGAUUCCAGUGUUCACCGUUCUGAAAAACGGCGCGAUUCUCAAAAACAUCUUCGUCGUCAACAGUCGCGAUUUCUCGUCGCCGGAGCGAAACGGUUCCGCUGUUAGCGACGAUGACGACGAGGUAGAGGAGAUUCUCGUCGUCGGUCGUCAUCCAGAUUGUGAUAUUCUGUUAACGCAUCCUAGCAUUAGCAGAUUCCACUUAGAAAUCCGAUCGAUCUCUUCUCGUCAGAGACUCUUCGUCACGGAUCUAUCCUCUGUGCAUGGAACAUGGGUUAGGGAUCAGAGAGUUGCGCCACAUGUUUGUGUCGAGGUUGAAGAAGGUGAUACGAUUAGGAUUGGUGGUUCAACUAGGAUCUAUAUGCUUCACUGGAUUCCGUUAAGCCGUGCGUAUGAUUUUGACAAUCCGUUUGUUUCACCUCUUGAUGCGUCUGCGGUGAUGGAGCAAGAAAAUGAGAAUCGAAUGAUUGAACCAGAGAAUUUAGAGGCUGAACAAGAUCAGUCACUAGUGAAUAUUGGAUCAAGUGAUUAUGGAGAUCUACAUCUGGAUGUAACGUCCGAAGGAACUGGAUCAUCAGUCCCUAGUGAGGAUGAGGAUACAUAUGUUACAGCAAGGGAGAUGUCGUUGCCACUUGCGUCUCCAAGUGUUUUGACACUAGCUGGAGAUUCUGUCGAGUCACAAGAGCUUCAAUUCAAAGAGGAUUUGCAGAAUUCAACAAAGUGGAACUUAGAUGUUGUAGAAGCCUCAGAAGAUAAGGCAAGUAGCAGCUGCUCCCCAAGUAAGCAGCAGAGGGGUGGCUACGUGGAGGGAUUAGGUUGUUUAGAACAUUUUGUUGCUGCAGAGGUUGAUGAAUGCGAUGUAAGAGGAGAUGGAAGUUUUCACCUGAAUGUGAUCUCAGAGAGGAUGGAAUCAUCAGUACUUAAUGAGGAGGUCCAGGAGGAUGAUUCAUAUCCAGCUGCAACGGAGAUUAUAUUGCUUCCACUCCUAACAAAUUAUAUUGCGGCAGGAAGACUACAGCUUACAGAAGAUGUUCAGGCUUCACCAGUGUUGGAAAUAAAUAAUUUAGAAGCCAAUGUAGAAAAUACAAGUAGUUGCUUGUCCCCAAGUAAGGGACAGAAUGAUGGCUGCUAUGAAGCCUCAGGUUGUUCUGCAUUCGAGUUGGUUCCAGAGGUUGGGAUUCUAAGCAUUCAACGAGAAGUCAGUGAAGAAACUGUGUUUGUCAAAAAGGAAGUGAUAGAAGUAUCUGCUGAACCAUUUACUAAGGCUGAUAUUUGGAGUCAUGAAGAAAAUGGAGAAACUGAGGUCUCAAGGCAAGUUAUUGCAGUAUCUCCCAAUUGCUUCUCUCAAGCUGAGGCAACUUUGGGAAUUUUAACUGACCAAGUUCGAAGCCUCUUAGAUACUGCAUUCCAAAGUGAAGUUUCAGUAGAGUCUGAAAGUGAGAACCUACUACAUCAAAAAAGCGAUGGAGAAGCACAGGCUGAUAUCCAGAAUUACAAAGAAAAUGGAGAAAAUGAGGUCUCAAGGCAAGUUAUCACAGUAUCUCCCAAUUCCUUCUCUCAAGCUGAGCCAACUUUAGAAAUUUUAACUGAAGAAGCCCAAGGCCUAGAAGUCCAGAGUGAAUUGGCCAUAGAGACUGACAGUGAGAACGUACUACAUAAUACAAGCAAUGGGGAAACCAAGGUUGGUUCAAGACAAGUCAAUGCAUUAUCUGGUUGUGUAUUCGCUGGAAACGAACUUCUUCUAAGAAACAAUACCGAAGAUAUCCAAAGUCUAUGCUCAAGCUGGCAGCCAAUGCCUGAGAAUGAAGUUGGGGGUCCAUCUGAGAUCUCGAGUGAUUUGGAUUCUGCAGGAGAUCAGAAUCAAAAACCAGGAAUAACCCGAGAGACUGAAAAUAUAUUUGAUGAAAGGAGCAGCUCUUGCCUUUCUGAGGUCCAACAGAGUGGUACACUAAGUUACUUGUCAACACCAAAUCAGAAACCCAAAACAGAAUUGUCAAUUGGCUCUGGGAGAUCUGAAAAAUAUUACAGCCUAAGCGAAUUAGAGGGUGAAGAUAAUACUGAUAAGUGGUGUCCAAUUUCUUCAACCUUGGCUGAAGAAACAUUUGAAGAUGCGAAAACGACAGAAGAACCGCCUUCUGUUGAUACUGGAAGUCAAGAAAACCAGACCUUGAACAUAGAUGCUGUUAAAGAUGAUGCACUAUCUGAGAUGGAUAGCUCAAGUGCAGGCAACAUUUGGUCUAGGAGGGGAAAAGCUGCUUCUGUUCUUCAGAUCCGGACCAACAAGAGUGAAGGAAAGAAAAAGCAAAUUGGGAGACAACCAAAAGACAAGUUGCAUAGAAAACAGGCUCUAAGUGACAAGUCUAUUUCUCUGACUGUUCAUCAUGGUGCAGAGAAUCUGGAACCAGAGAUCUUUACUCCUGACAAGGAGAAUCUCACCCCAAGUUCUCAUAUGUUGAAACGAUUACAAGAUAUUGGUGACGUGAAAGAUAGCAAGAGCUCUUCAAAGCUUUCAGGAAAAUCAUGCUCGCCACUGGUUCAUUCCAGUAUUGCUAUUUCUGCUUCAGAGGCAUUCAAAGAACCAGAAAUCUUUACACCAGAUAAAGAGAAUCUUACCCCAACCUCUCAUAUGCUAAAACGUUUGCGAGAAUUUGGUGAUAUUAAGGGUACAAAAGGCUCCUCCUCUAAAGCAUCACGUAAACCAUUCUUUGGUAUUCAUUUGGAAGCAAAUGUGAUGGCAGAACAGAAACCAGAAGAUCUCCAGAGCAUUACCAGCAAAUCUAAGGAGAAGCAUGAGCCUGUGGCACUGAAGAAGAAAGCUGAACGGGCUCCUUUUCAACCUCUACUUGAAAAACCUUCUUCCCAAAGUCAGUCAUACACUGAGGCUUCUUCUCCUGCAUCAGCGAUGAACAACAUUUCCAGGGGCAUUCGUUCGUCUUCUAUGCUUUCUGAUGGACAGAGCAAGAAAAAGUGGACCAUUGUGCUGGACACUUCUUCACUCCUCGAUAAAGAUUCUAAGAAGCCACUGCACCUACUACAAGGUCUCAAGGGGACACAUCUGGUUGUACCAAGAACAGUGUUAAGGGAACUAAAUGAGGUGAAGUGCAGUCGCAGUCUUCUCUUCAGAAGAAGAACAGAGAUUGCUUCUUCAGCUCUGGACUGGAUCGAAGAGUGUAAGGUUAAUUCAAAAUGGUGGAUUCAAGUCCAGAGCCCAUCAGAGGAAACCAAAGCAACUGCACCAACCCCACCUGUCACUCCUCAGUCAUUGGCAUUCCCGUUUUCACUUCACUGGAACAAUUAUGCACCAGAGAUCGAUUCUCCUACAUCAGAAGACCAAGUUUUAGAGUGUGCUCUUUUUUACAGAAACCGUAACCCUGAUGAAAAACUCGUUCUUCUUAGCAACGAUGCAACUCUCAAGAUCAAAGCCAUGGCAGAGGGAGUAAUAUGCGAGACACCACUUGAGUUCUACGAGAGUCUGGUGAAUCCGUUCUCAGAGAGGUUUAUGUGGACAGAGAGCACUGCGAGAGGACGGACUUGGACUCAUCUAGACGAUUUCGUGUUGAGAGAAAGGUACAAUAACCGAGCUUGUAAGAAAAAAUCAACAAACAAUGGAGGAGGAAGAGGAGAGAGCAGUGCAGCAGCUAAAGGCUUGAAGCUCAUAUUGCUCCAUAACUCUCACUAUGGCCACACUCAUUGAUGACGCAUCAUCAUCCAUCACUAUGGUUACAUUCAAUGAUGAUGCAUCAUCAUCAUCAUCCAUCAUCUGACUAUCAUGCAUGUUCCUUCUUAUCAAGUAAGCCAAAUAAAAUUUUACUCGCUUACAAAUGGUAAAACAUGGAAUGGUGUUUCCAUAAUGUAGUUACUACUAUUAUGACU